CAAAAACAAACUAUUAUUCAAAAAUUUCGAUCCCUAGCUGCAAAAUCCCUAAUUGCUAGAGAGAGAGAGAGAGAGAAUGGGAAGUAACCGUGCUAGAAAUUUCCGGCGGCGAGGGGACGACGACGGCGAUGAAAACGACGUUAAAGAUCCAACCGCCGCGCCGAAACCGUCUUCAGCUCCUUCCUCGUCAAAACCUAAAAAACUCCCAGCCUCGGAGCCGAAGAAGAAGCUACUCAGUUUCGCCGAUGACGAGGAAGAAGAAGAAGAUGGACCUCCCCGUGUAACCGUAAAGCCUAAGAACGCCAGAGAUCGAAGCAAAUCUUCUUCGCGUCUCAGCGGUUCUGGAUCUGCUCACAGACUUAACUCUUCCACCGUGGAGCAUCGUUCCUCCUCUUCUUCCACUUCCUCCUCCACCGUUGCUCCGCCUUCCAACGUGCUUCCCCAGGCGGGCGCUUAUACGAAAGAGGCACUCCUCGAGCUCCAGAGGAACACGCGUACGCUUCCGUAUUCUCGCCCUAGUGCAGCAAGUUCCGAGCCGAAGGUAGUGCUCAAGGGCUUAAUCAAACCUCAGCAGCAGCAGGAGAAGCAGAGCUUGACGGAUGUGGUUAGGCAGGUUUCGGAUUUGGACUUCGAUGAGGAAGGGGAAGCCGAUGAUGCGUUCUUCGAACAGGCGGUGAUUGAAGCUAGAGCCAAGAGGGAGAAGGCGAGGCAGCCACGUUCAACGCCGGCGCCUGAUUUUAUAUCACUGGAUUGUAGUACCGCGAAUCGUUCCGCUGCUGAAGUGGUUAGCGACGAGGAUGGGGACUUUCAAGGAGGUUUCGUCGUGUCGCACAAAGGUAAUGGGAAAGCUGUGUUUACAGCUAAUGAGUCCACGACGGAUAGUUUAUAUGAGGAUGAGGAUGAAGAAGAGAAGUUGUGGGAGGAGGAGCAGUUUAAGAAGGGUAUUGGUAAAAGAAUGGAUGAAGGGUCUAACAGGAUUGCAAGUAGCAAUGGAAUGGCUUUGCAUCCACAACAGAAGCCACUACCACAACAACUACCGCAGAUGUAUGCUUAUCAUGCCAAUGUGCCCCCUACCAUUGGUCCAGCUACUAGUGUUGAUGCAUUACCAAUGUCACAACAAGCUGAGCUUGCCAAGAAGGCAUUGCAAGACAAUGUUAAGAAGCUUAAGGAAUCUCAUGCAAAAACUUUAUCCUCGCUUACCAAGACAGAUGAGAAUUUGACUGCUUCGUUGAUGAGUAUCACAGAUCUUGAAAGUUCUCUAUCUGCAGCUGGAGACAAGUAUGUCUUCAUGCAAAAACUCAGAGACUUCAUUUCUGUUAUCUGCGACUUCAUGCAGGAAAAGGGUUCCUUCAUUGAAGAAAUUGAAGAUCAGAUGAAGGACCUUAAUGAAAAACAUGCUUCAGCUAUACUAGAAAGAAGAAUUGCAGAUAACAAUGACGAGAUGGUAGAGCUAGGGGCCUCCGUGAAAGCAGCUGUGGCAGUUCUAAACAAACAAGGAAGCAGUACUUCAGUGAUUGCUGCUGCCACAAGUGCUGCCCUUGCUGCCGCUGCUUCUAUAAGACAGCAGACUCAACCAGUUAAGCUUGAUGAAUUGGGCAGGGACGAAAACUUGCAGAAGCGCAGGGAAGCAGAAAGAAGGGCUGCAGCACGGCAGAAAAGGCGAGCUCGAUUUGAAAAUAAGCGUGCAUCAACCAUGGAGAUUGAUGGAUCUUCUUUGAAAAUAGAAGGGGAAUCAAGCACUGAUGAGAGUGACAGCGAGACUUCAGCAUACAAGGAAAUCAGAGAUAAGAUACUUUUGUGUGCUGAUAAGGUCUUCAGUGAUGCAUCUGAGGAGUUUUCCCAGCUUUCAAUGGUGAAGGCGAGAUUUGAGAAGUGGAAGCGAGACUAUUCAUCUACUUAUCGGGAUGCUUACAUGUCUUUGACCGUACCUUCCAUCUUUUCACCCUAUGUUAGAUUGGAGCUCUUGAAAUGGGAUCCUCUUCAUCAAGACGUGGAUUUCUUUGACAUGGAAUGGCACGGCUUAUUAUUUGAUUAUGGUAAGCCAGAAGAUGGUGAUGAUUUUGCACCCGAUGAUACUGAUGCCAACCUUGUCCCUGAGCUAGUGGAAAAAGUUGCGAUUCCUAUAUUGCACCAUCAGAUACUUCGUUGUUGGGAUAUACUUAGCACCCGGGAGACAAAAAAUGCUGUUGCUGCUACAACCUUGGUGACAAAUUAUGUUCCCGCUUCAAGCGAGGCCCUAGCAAAAUUAUUUUCUGCUAUUCGUUCUCGUCUUGUUGAAGCCAUAGCAGCUAUUGCGGUUCCGACAUGGGAUCCUCUGAUAUUGAAGGCUGUACCUAAUGCUCCACAAGUUGCAGCAUAUAGGUUUGGUACAUCAGUCCGUCUUAUGAGAAAUAUAUGCAUGUGGAAAGACAUCCUGGCUCUUCCAGUGUUGGAGAACUUGGCUCUGAGUGAGCUUUUGUUUGGAAAAGUCCUACCUCAUGUCAGAAGCAUUGCUUCAAAUAUCCAUGAUGCAAUGACAAGAACUGAAAAGAUCGUUGCUUCUUUGUCUGGAGUAUGGACAGGACAAAGCGUCACAAGAACUCACAGUCGGCCGUUGCAACCUCUUGUGGAUUGUAUUCUGACACUAAGGAAAAUUCUCGAGACAAGGCUUGCCUCAGGACUGGACGACGCUGAAACCACUGGUCUUGCCCGCAGGUUAAAGAGAAUACUAGUCGAGGUCCACGAACACGAUCACGCCAGGGAAAUUGUCAGAACAUUCAAUCUCAAGGAGGCAGUGUGAUGAAAAUCUUUUAUUGGUGGGAAACUAGAAAUUCAACUCUGAAAUCUGUAAUCUCGAAGUUAUCAGACACGUUUCUCCCGAGGAUGUUGCAUUUCAAGAUUUAUGGAAGCCAUUUGCGUAUGCAAAGAGUUCUUGUACAUCGGCAUGUUUGUAACCUCUGAGCGUAUACGAGCUUAUAUAAUCUUGUAUGAGAUUAUUUGGCAAAUACAGUUUUCCAGUUAAUAUAAGCCACAACUAGUAUUUGUUGUGCUGCAUUUUCGAAUUUUUGUUACACAAGUCGUCUCUAUACCCAAAGACGAUUUAUUUGGUUGAACUUCU
Molecule: messenger RNA, 3097 nt
Organism: Brassica oleracea var. oleracea
Lineage: Eukaryota; Viridiplantae; Streptophyta; Magnoliopsida; Brassicales; Brassicaceae
Product: PAX3- and PAX7-binding protein 1
Exons: 6
Coding region: 77-2779 (900 amino acids)
Biological process (GO): mRNA splicing, via spliceosome
Cellular component (GO): nucleus
Molecular function (GO): DNA binding
Source: RefSeq, a predicted model, not a curated record